Messenger RNA from Stegostoma tigrinum, 5057 nucleotides. Its product is annotated as FERM, ARHGEF and pleckstrin domain-containing protein 1. The transcript is spliced from 27 exons. The record is from RefSeq and is a predicted model, not a curated record. Lineage: Eukaryota; Metazoa; Chordata; Chondrichthyes; Orectolobiformes; Stegostomatidae. Bases 389 to 3493 code for a protein of 1034 amino acids. Gene Ontology annotation, molecular function: cytoskeletal protein binding; guanyl-nucleotide exchange factor activity. Gene Ontology annotation, cellular component: cytoskeleton.
AUUGCACUGGGCGGGCGCUCCUGCUGUUCCAGGACCGGGAGGGAUGGCGCUGUUCAUCGAUGCAUACACAUUCAAACUGGAAAUGUGAGGCUCACGUCUCCAGGCAGCUGGGGGAUAUGGCGACCCGGAGCCUGGUUUAUUCCUCGUCUUCCUCCUCCUGCCGCACUCUCUGAAACACCUGAAGUGUCUCUGCCUCCCCUCCGCUCGCCGGCUGGGAGCAGACCCUCUCCUCCCCGUCGGUCUCGUAUUUCCCACCUCUCCGACAACCCAGGAGCGUCUCCUAGUCCUGGGGGUGGGGAGGGGUGGGAGAGGAUAGAGGGAAGAAGGAGGGAAAAAAAGCCCGAGGAAAGGAUCGCAGUCGCCGAGGCAGGCAGCUUUUCCUCUGACUAUGGCAGAUGUAGAGCUGACACAUCAUUCACCUCCCAGUCCUGGAGCCAGGUUGGGAGGACAAGAGAACACUGGGAUUAGCACCCUGGAACCUGGUCAGAAACCACCCAGCUCUCCCUCGGGCAAACUUAUCCCCAUGAAAGUCCUUCUGCUGGAUGACACACAGGAAGUGUAUGAGAUUCCGCUAAAGGCUCCUGGGAAGUAUCUGCUGGAUUUGGUUUGCCAAAACCUGAACCUAGUCGAGAGUGAUUAUUUUGCAUUGGAGUUUCUGGACCAUCGAAAAAUUAUGGUGUGGCUUGACCUUUUGAAACCAAUUGUGAAGCAAGUCAAAAGGCCACGGCAUGUUGUGAUGAGAUUUGUUGUGAAGUUCUUCCCUCCUGACCAUGCUCAGCUGCAAGAGGAACUGACGAGGUACCUCUUUGCCUUGCAAAUCAAACAGGACCUGGCCUCGGGAAGGAUGACAUGUAAUGACACUAGUGCAGCUCUCCUGGUGUCUCAUAUUGUCCAGUCGGAAAUUGGGGAUUUUGAUGAAACGCUUAUCCAUGAGCACUUAGAGAAAAACAAGUACAUACCUCAACAAGAUGCCCUGGUGGAUAAGAUAGCGGAAUUUCAUCGCAGGCAUGUUGGGCACACGCCUGCUGCUUCUGACUAUCAGCUCCUUGAGAUCGCCAGAAGAUUAGAAAUGUAUGGGAUUCGGCAGCAUUGUGCAAAGGACAGAGAGGGCACAAAGAUCAACCUGUCUGUGUCCCAUGCUGGGAUCAUAGUUUUCCAGGGUAACAAUAAAAUCAACUCAUUCAAUUGGGCCAAGGUUCGCAAGCUGAGCUUUAAGAGGAAACGCUUUCUGAUUAAAUUUCGCCCAGAAAUGAACUCCUGCCAGGACACCUUGGAAUUUUCUAUGGCCAGUCGUGAUUCCUGCAAGGCUUUCUGGAAGAUUUGUGUUGAGUAUCAUGCCUUCUUCCGACUGUUGGAAGAACCCAAACCAAAACCCAAGCCCAUCCUAUUCAGUCGAGGGUCCUCUUUCAGAUUUAGUGGGAGAACUCAGAAGCAGCUCCUGGAUUAUGUUAAAGAAGGAGGGUACAAAAAGAUACAGUUUGAAAGGAAACAUAGUAAAAUGCGAUCCAUCCAAAGUUUGCCUGAACAUCCGUCACUGGUGCCAAAACAAAGCGGUAGUCUUUCUUUUGGGGAGCGGUCAGCAUCAACUGGAGCACCGUCUCCUAGCCCAAGGAAGGAUCUGGGAGUCUCCCAGACAACAGAUAAAGACAGGGUUGAGCAGAAGAGUGCAUCACCAUCCGGCAGCCCGAGGAGGGACAUACAAGAGGACACCAUGAGGGACAAUGUUCACCAACCGAAGACCCAACGGGAGCCACAGAAUGCAGGUUCCCUGGUGGGCAGUCCACAUGUGUCAGAACUCUCACUGAAUUCACAAAGUGCUCCCGGUGUUCCGAAUCUCUCGCUGUCUCCUCGCCUGAGCCCAGACGGCAAACAGCACUCACCACUGAUGACUCCACUCUUGACAGAUGCAGCAUGUGUCAAGACUGAUGAUGAAGAAGAAAUGAGGAGAAAGCGGUUCCCAGCAGACAAAGCCUAUUUUAUCGCCAAAGAAAUUUCCACUACAGAACGAACCUACCUUAAGGAUCUUGAAGUCAUCACGUUGUGUUUUCAAAGUGCUGUGGCCAAAGAUGAUGUAAUGCCAGAACCGUUGAAAACUUUGCUGUUCUCGAAUUUUAAUCCACUGUACAAGUUCCAUACUGGCUUUCUGAAGGAGAUUGAGCAAAGACUUGCACUUUGGGAAGGAAGAUCAAAUGCUCAUAUUAAAGGCGAUUACCAAAGGAUUGGAGAUGUGAUGCUAAAAAAUUUGCGGAGUAUGAAGCAAUUUUCAGUGCAUCUACAGAAGCAUGGUGAGAUUCUGAUGGAGCUGGAGAAAGCUAUCCGUAACUCCAGGAAGCUGGAAGCUGUGUGCUGGGACUUUGAGCAACAGAAAGUCUGCUACCUUCCCCUCAACAUAUUUUUCCUGAGGCCCCUCCACCGGCUGAUGCAUUACAAACAGAUCCUGGAGAGGCUGUGCAAACACUACCCACCUACUCACGUAGACUUCCGAGAUUCACGAGCUGCAUUAGCAGAAGUAGCAGAACUGGUAGCUCAACUCCAUGGCACCAUGAUCAAAAUGGAGAACUUUCAGAAGCUUGUUGAACUGAAGAGGGAUUUGAUUGGGAUUGAUAAUCUGGUUAUUCCUGGCAGGGAGUUCAUUAGACAAGGGUGUCUCAGCAAGUUAUCUGCAAAGGGAUUGCAACAGCGAAUGUUCUUUUUGUUCAAUGAUAUUCUCUUGUACACAAGUAGAGGACUAACUGCAUCCAAUCAGUUCAAAGUUCAUGGACAGAUUCCCCUGUACGGUAUGACUAUUGAGGAAAGUGAAGAUGAGUGGUCACUCCCUCAUUGCUUCACUCUCAAUGGACAACGCCAGUCUAUCGUCGUGGCAGCGAGUGCCCAGGUGGAGAUGGACAAAUGGAUUGAGGAUUUACAAAUGGCUGUGGAUCUUGCUCAGCAAUGCAAUGGGUCAACCAGUGAACUAAUGACUCCUAGUCCUAGUGAUGGACCCAACAAAUCGCCUGAUGAGACAUCUGUAGAGCAUGAAUCUGAAGAUGAUCUAAGUGCCUCAAGGACCUCUCUUGAGAGACAAUCACCCCAUCGCGGCAAUACCACAAUGCACGUUUGCUGGCACAGAAAUACUAGUGUUUCAAUGGUGGAUUAUAGCAUUGCUGUGGAGAAUCAGCUCUCUGGAAACCUGUUGAGGAAAUUCAAAAAUAGCAAUGGCUGGCAAAAGCUUUGGGUGGUUUUUACCAAUUUCUGCCUCUUUUUCUACAAAUCGCAUCAGGACAAUCAUCCACUAGCAAGUUUGCCACUGCUGGGCUAUUCCGUCACCAUUCCUGCGGAGUCUGACAAUAUCCACAAGGACUAUGUCUUCAAGUUACAGUUCAAGUCGCACGUAUAUUUCUUCAGGGCUGAAAGCGAAUAUACAUUUGAAAGAUGGAUGGAAGUGAUAAGGAGUGCUACCAGUUCAGCCACCCGUACUCGCCUUUUAAGCCGCAAGGAAUCUCAUGCUUAUUGAUUACAAGGGGAGGAAGCCCUUUUAAACCAGAUUCAGUCAUCACACAGCUUUUUGAGCGGAAUUCUUUCCAAAAAGCUUAUUGAAUAACUAAACCACCAUGCCAAUAUUGCAAUUCAAUCUAUUUUAGGAUUACAAAAAGAAAUCAAAACGUGCAUUUUUUUUUCUGCUGCCCCUGCCCAACAAACCUCACUUUAUUCCAAAAUGGGGCCAAAAAUAUGUUCUGCCCAGAGUUAACUGAGUUUAUGUAUCACCAAUAUUGUGUAAAGCUUAGACCUAAACAGGAGAAUUUGAAAAAAAUGCAUAUCUAAUUCAACCCUGGGAUUUCAGUUUUCUGAAAAUCUAAUGCAAGCAUAAACUAUAUUUGACAAACUAAUCACUGGUACUGUACACAUUUUAAAGGAUUCAACUGUAUUGUAGGUGUGGCACUAAUGUUUUGAAUUGAUUGUGAUAUACAAUUCUUUAGUCUAAGACAAUUUAGGUACUGAUUAAUAGAGACUUUGACAAUCAAUACUGUUGCUUUGGAAUAAGUUUAUCUUUGUCAUUGCUUUGAUUCAAAGAAUCUCUCAACUUUACAAAAACCCAAGGUGUUACAUACACAAUUGACUUGAAUUGCUCCAGACACUCCACUGAAGAUAAUUUUUCUGACAAUGUGAAAUUGUUGCCAUAUCUUCAGGUUCAGUUCCAAUCCGAAUCUUGCAAACAAAAAUUAAACCUAGCUAAAAGAAGCUGGGUAGCCAUUUGUAAAAUUCUACAAUUUUCACGUAUUAAAUUCCUAUUAUCACAAGUUGGACUUUUAAGAACAAAUUAUCUCAUUAUCAAAAAUAUACAUACAUUCAUGGUAGAGAUUACAACCGAGUAAUCUAAUGUACCUUGGAAUCCAGACUCCUAAAUAUCCCAUAGUCCUGUUAUUUAUACUCUAUCCAUUUGACCACGAGGGAUAACUGAUGAGACAUUCUGAAUCAUUCCAUCUAGUUUAAUGAUUUCAGUGCACUGGGAACAAUAGCUAACCCUUCAAUUGGGUAACAGCGUAUCAUUGAGUACUCUUGCCCCUUUGCCAGCACACAUUCAAAUACCCCAGCCAGAAAACAACUAUAGUGUGGAAAAGUGGAACAGGAUCCAAGUUGAAGCAAUCAUGCUCCAAGUACAGAGCCAUCUACUUGUUCACUUUUGGUCCAGGCCAGAAUUUGACUCGCCUCAACUCUCAUAUUUCAGAAGUAAAUUUCUUAGGUGAAAUAAAAUUAAACAUCUAACCUUGUGAAAGCCAGUACUGAAUGAUGAAUUUGACAUGUUGGAACUGUUUUUUUAAAUAAAUAUCCAGCAGGUACUUCUUUUGAAACAAAGACUCCAUCAGGUAGGACUGCACUAAGUGAAAUUAGCACAAAAGUGCAAAAUAAUUAAAGCAGCAGAUAAGGGAAUUGGAGACGGUUACAUCAAUACGUUUGUGCUAAGACCUCAAAGUGCAAUGCCACCAUUAAUGCCUACAACUGUUUCCUGUUUUAGCAUAUUAUUGAUAACCUUUUUUAAAAAUGGCCUGAACCAUUUCAAUAAACAUUAUAACUGACAA